Molecule: messenger RNA, 962 nt
Organism: Vitis riparia (riverbank grape)
Lineage: Eukaryota; Viridiplantae; Streptophyta; Magnoliopsida; Vitales; Vitaceae
Product: DENN domain and WD repeat-containing protein SCD1-like
Exons: 4
Coding region: 456-962 (168 amino acids)
Molecular function (GO): protein binding
Source: RefSeq, a predicted model, not a curated record
UAUUUGCACCAAAAAAUUUCAAUGCAUGAAAAUUAAACAUGGUUGUUGGUAGUUUGACUGUGAGUUGUGGUUAGUGGGUCCAGUCAUGGGACUCCCACCUGCAGUUGGUACUCAGUCAAAUGACUUCCUCUUUCUCAGCCAAUUUCAUUGUUUACCUCUGUGAAAAAGUAAUCAUGGUAAUGUCUAUCACACCUGAAUGUGACUAACUACACUAAAAUAUAUCUUGGAAAAGAUUUUUGAGUAACUUGAUGUUUUCAAUGAUAUAAUUGGGCUUAUUUGUUUUUUUUUUUCUUUUUCCUUAGCCUUUUUAAAAGGUCAGCUGCCAAGUGCCAAUUUGUUGUGUAUAUGCUUCAAAACACUUAUUCUCAUUCUGUCUGGUUGUUCAUUUUCAAACUUCCAAUGAUCAAUACAUAAAUUCUAUAAAGCAUUAAACUGCAGCACUGGAAUAGAAAAGCAUGGUGGUUAUCAUUUUUUUUUCCAUAACUGUGCAGGUGAAGAUCUGGGAUCCUACUCUUCGUGGUUCUGAACUUAGGGCAACUUUGAAAGGACAUACAAAGACUGUCCGUGCAAUAAGUUCUGAUCGUGGGAAAGUGGUAUCAGGAUCUGAUGAUCAGUCUGUUAUUGUAUGGGAUAAACAAACAUCUCAACUUCUAGAAGAGCUAAAAGGUCAUGAUGGACAGGUCAGCUGUGUGCGUAUGCUGUCAGGAGAACGUGUCCUUACUGCUGCCCAUGAUGGAACUGUGAAGAUGUGGGAUGUGAGAACUGAUACGUGUGUGGCAACUGUUGGUCGUUGCUCGAGUGCAGUUCUUUGCAUGGAGUAUGAUGACUCAACAGGAAUCUUGGCUGCUGGUGGUAGAGAUGCGGUUGCAAACAUUUGGGACAUUCGUGCCGGUCAGCAGAUGCACAAGCUUUUAGGGCAUACUAUAAAAGAAAGGGAAAAGAAUAUCUUCCUUUUUGAAUGA